This is a messenger RNA of Zingiber officinale, 2286 nucleotides long. RefSeq lists its product as uncharacterized. The record is from RefSeq and is a predicted model, not a curated record. Bases 380 to 2068 code for a protein of 562 amino acids. The transcript is spliced from 5 exons. NCBI's taxonomy places the organism in Eukaryota, Viridiplantae, Streptophyta, Magnoliopsida, Zingiberales, Zingiberaceae.
CGCCCGAACCGAGAGAGUUGAACUAAUUUUAAUCCCAAACUACCGUCGCGAUCGCCAAUUCCUCCCGUGCCCUAGACGCUCCCUCUCUUCUCCCCGCUCACUGCUUCACGCUGCCCUCGCUUUCCUCCUUAGCCCCGCACGCAUCCCGUAGGCGAUCUCCUGCCCACCUACCAGAAGCUCCGGCGAUCGCCCUCAUCUUCAAUCGGUACUUCUUCUCUUCGUGAUUGGAACAUCGAGCAUGCAUCCCCGCGUACAAGUUUGCCUUUUGAACUUCAAACGCAGAAGUUGUAACAAACAAUAGGAAGACGUCAAUUAUUGCAUGGUGGCAUAAUCAUCAAAUGACUGCAGUGGUGCCAUUUUGUUACCAUAUGUCGAAAUUAUGAAAUUAAUGGAGGUACAUUGUGACACCCAUCAGCAUGUUGACAAACCAUUGUUGGAAAGUAGCGAACGUAAAGCAAAGGUUCGUCUUGAGUUGUUAAGGAGAUUGACUAAUGAUCCUGAGUUGUGUCAUAAUACUCUUAGAGUGAGUCCACCGGCGUUUGUUCAACUUUGUAAUCUUCUAAGAGCUACAAAACUUGUGAAGGCUAAUAAGAAUUCAUCAGUGGAGGAAAAAGUAGCAAAAUUCUUGUACUUGAUAGCACAUGAUGUAACCACUAGACAACUUUCAUUUUUUUUCCGACGGUCAACUAGAACUAUAAGUACCCAUUUCCAUGAAGUUCUAAGAGCAGUUAUUAGCAUGCACGAGAAAUUUAUAAAACAAUCAGAUCAUAGAUCAGAACUACCACCAGAGAUUGGCAAUAGUAGUCCAUUCACAUCAUAUUUCAAGGACUGUAUUGGUGCAAUUGAUGGUAUACAAGUUAGAGUAAAGAUACCUAGUAAGGAUGCACCGAAUUUCAAAGGAAGGAAAGGAUGGCCUACAACAGACAUUUGGGCAGCAUGUUCAUUUGAUUUAUGUUUCACGUACAUUCUCACUGGUUCAGAAGAGACUGCAUCAGAUUCAAGAAUUUUGAAAAAUGCCAUUAUAAGAGAUGAAUUGGUAAUACCAGAAGGAAAAUUCUACUUAGUUGAUGAUGAUUUCAUGUUGAAAAGUAAUCUACUUGCACCAUAUCCUAGAGUUCGUUAUCACUUGAAAGAAUACUCGCAGUGUGGUCCAGAAAAUGCAGAAGAAUUAUUUAACCUUACACAUGCAUCCCUUCAUAUGGCAAUUAAACGUGCAUUUGGGGUGUUGAAGAAAAGAUUUCCUAUUAUAGCUAGUGGAACUGAACCAGAUUAUCCUAUUCGUACCCAUAUCUGUAUCAUCGUAGCAUGUUGUAUUUUGCACAACUUCUUAAUGGGUGUUGACCCGAAUAACCGAUUGAUUGAAGAAGUAGAUGCAGAAUUGAUGAAUGCUACUAUUGGUAGCUCUGCUGCUAUUGGUCUUGGUAAUGAAAGACAAGAUGAAGAAUUUAGAAGGGGCAUGCUAUUGAGAGAAAACAUAGCUAGAGCAAUGUGGAGCGAUUACACAGUUAAUGAACUUAUUAAGGAGAAACCACAGGUAAAAGAAUGGUGGACAGCACCCAUCCACAACUACGACAAGUUGUAUACACCCUUUGCCCCUGAUCGUGCAGCAGCUGAAGAUGUUUUUGCUGGUGCAUUCUUCAACACCGCUCCUGAAGAGGAGACUCCACAAGACCCAUUAUUGGAGUGUAAUGGUGUCAAUUUUAUAAAACCAUCUGGUGAAGGAAGCCCAAUUUUAGAUGACCAAAUGCCCAGCAAGUUCAAGAGGAAAAGAUCAGCAAUGAAUGAGACAAAUGAUAAAAAUCUUCAGGAUUCAGAAAUCAGACUACUUCGAAUAGCAACAGCUCUUGAAAAAGGUAAACUCAAGAUCAAGGAAGUUGACAAUCCUACAGCUGAAGAGUUCUCAAGAAAGGAAAUUUUUGCAGAGCUAGAAAGAUUGCAAGUUGAUUCUUCAAAGAUCAUAGAUGCAUACUUGCUCCUCUCAGCAGACAAAGAGAAAACAAAGACAUUUUUUGGAGCUCCCGAAUCAUACCGAUUGAGUGUGAUUUAUAAGAUGAUGUCUCAACUCUGAAAAGGACAAGUUAGUAUUUGUGUGAUGUGGCUUUGUAUGAACGUCUCCUCUGCAUGGUUGCUGGUUUUGAGACUCAACUAGUAAAUAUUUGUUACUCCAGUUCCUAGUGCUCGAGAAAAGUGUAAUUGUUUUUUGAGUUGUUUUUAGUUUGCUAAUUAUUUGUCGAUAGUCAUGCAACGUUACUGAAUUCCAGAAGAUUUAGUCAUGUUCUUUUUGCA